GGGGCGCCUUGGCUCCUGGUUAGGGAGAGAAAUCCUAGCAAUAAGUCACAGGCCGGGAUCUGCUGCAGGGGGCUGCGUGUGAGGCGUCGAGUAGGCAGGAAAGCUUGGUCACCCAGGCCCCGGGUCCGCAUUCCUGAAGCCCGGCGCCGUCACCUGGCUGCAGCUUGUCCCCCGUCGGCACCGCCUCCCCGGAGUUCCCAGCUCACAGGCUGGUCCCGGAGAGUGGGCGGCCCCUUUCCAGAGCGCUGAAACUCUUACUUUCCCCGGCCCUGCUCCUCCCCUCCUUCCUCCUCCUCCGCCGAGCCUUCAUCUUUGCCUUGGCCUCUUCCUUCUCAGCCUUUGCCUCCCCAUUGCGCAACGGACACCCGGUCCGGACCGACGCGGCCCCAGCUCUUCACUGGACAAGAAAACGAGGCCGAGAGGUGAUAAUGAACGUGGAUCAUGAAGUGAACCUCUUAGUGGAGGAAAUUCAUCGCUUGGGCUCCAAAAAUGCUGAUGGAAAGUUAAGUGUGAAAUUUGGGGUCCUUUUUCGAGAUGACAAAUGUGCCAACCUGUUUGAAGCCUUGGUAGGAACGCUCAAAGCUGCAAAACGGAGGAAGAUUGUUACGUACCCUGGAGAGCUGCUUUUACAAGUUCCUAAAACGGAAGACCCAAGCACCACUUGGUACCCUGGAGUCACAAUGUACAAACGAGUUACAGGAAAAAUGAUACGCAAUGGAUCCCAGGCAUUUCCACAAGGAGGCAUCUUUCUGGCUGAUUCUGAUGGGUCGCCCUGGCGAAGAACCCCUCCUACAGUGCUGAGCUUCCAGAGCAUCCAAAGCAGAGGAGGACAAAGGAAGAAGGGGUGGUGUGCAGGAGAAGCCUAGGAAGAUCCUGUUCUUGGGGAAUUUGGGAUUUGGGGUGAUGGGUUCUAGGCUCAUUUUAUUUCGUUUGUGUGUUCUGAGGAAACAGAAGAGGAAGAAUAGGAAAUAAAGGAGAAGAAAUAGCACAUCAUAGUGGGAAUGAUGGAUCUUAUAAAAUGAAAAAGUAGUAAA
This is a messenger RNA of Fukomys damarensis (Damara mole-rat), 1034 nucleotides long. It is a transcript of the gene Abracl, whose product is annotated as ABRA C-terminal like. NCBI's taxonomy places the organism in Eukaryota, Metazoa, Chordata, Mammalia, Rodentia, Bathyergidae. The transcript has 6 exons. Gene Ontology annotation, biological process: regulation of actin filament-based process. The record is from RefSeq and is a predicted model, not a curated record. The coding region runs from base 429 to 866 and encodes 145 amino acids.